Armigeres subalbatus is the source of this 1317-nucleotide messenger RNA. RefSeq lists its product as uncharacterized. NCBI's taxonomy places the organism in Eukaryota, Metazoa, Arthropoda, Insecta, Diptera, Culicidae. Gene Ontology annotation, molecular function: carbohydrate binding. The record is from RefSeq and is a predicted model, not a curated record. The coding region runs from base 125 to 1213 and encodes 362 amino acids. The transcript has 2 exons.
AAUUCUGAGUCGAACUGGAGCUUCAAAUAAAAGCAAACCGACACCCUGAGCAAUCAUAACGAAUCAUUGCAAGCUAAGAGUUGGUAGUGAAGAGUUGUAACUUCUCUAAAUUUUAUUUCUAAACAUGAUCAUCAAACUGAUCGCAUUUGUGAGUUGUGUUUUGGUUGUGGUAUUUGCUCAUGGGCACCACAAUGGUUAUCCUGGUGGCAGAGGUGAUUGGCACAGGCGUGGUCCUGACCACUGGCAUGGUCAUGGUCGCGGACAUCAUCAUGGUAGACAUCACUGGCAUAGACAUGUGCCGUUCGUCAAUUUUGAAGUUCACGAACCGACAGGAUUGACAGUGUCCGUGGUUCAACGGUCGCCAAACACCACGUUCUUCGGCUUGGAGUUGUACGUUAACCAUAAUCCUGUGAAGGCGAACGAUGUACAAUGCGACGUUUGCCAUAACACUACGACGGUUACGUAUGGGAAGUUCAUCGUUGAAGACACAGACGUUAUCAUCAAGAAAGGAGAUGUGCUCUAUUAUUAUGUGUUGUUGGGAGACGAUAAAAAUGUAACUCGUUUGCAUCUGCAAUCUUUGUGGGUUACAGAAUCAAUUGUCAACAAAUGCAAUUGCGAAACGACUCCAGUUCCAGUUCCAGAUAUUGAUAUUCGUAUUGAAACAAGUUCCGAUCAGCCAUCACCGUUACCAGAUUUAGAGAUUCCAGAAGGUACUACAGAUUUUGCACCGAAUAUCGACGACCCGUUUUUCAAUGGGUUGAACACUGGAGAAAAUAUUCCGUUCGAAUGUGAUCUAGAUACCAACACCAAUCUGUGUAGGACUGCAAAGAGCGAGAAACUUGUACUUUCCAAUCAAGAACUGGAGCGCGAGGUGGAUGUUUUGAACGCAAUUAUUGAACAAAUGGGAUCAUCUUGCGGAUCCCGUGGCAGCACUAACAUACUUCGUAUGGUAAACUCGGAUCCGACAGCAUACAAUAUGGAUCAGAUGACAAACGUGGUAAGGUCUACGCUUUCGAUCAAUCAAGAGAUGCAGGAACUUGCCGACAGGAUCAAACGUAUAAUUCCGGAUAGACGUUCGUCGCGCACUAUCCUUCUCGAUAUGUUCAGUUACGUUGACAAGCAGAAGGUGUUGUAUCAUGCACGAAUGAAUAAUUUGAAGAACAUAGAAGACAACGACACUCGGCAGUUUGGAAGGGCUGAUAGAAGAGGUUGAAAAGGAAUAAUUGAAGAUUAAGUUUGUAACAUUUUUUUUCAUGACCACUGUUGAUAUAAUUGAGUAAUUGCCAUUCAUGUAAAUUAAAAGUUUCAACGAAAUUA